This is a messenger RNA of Sinocyclocheilus anshuiensis, 4577 nucleotides long. RefSeq names its product RPGRIP1 like (gene rpgrip1l). Gene Ontology annotation, cellular component: photoreceptor connecting cilium. Bases 166 to 3948 code for a protein of 1260 amino acids. Gene Ontology annotation, biological process: retinal rod cell development; non-motile cilium assembly. The transcript has 27 exons. NCBI's taxonomy places the organism in Eukaryota, Metazoa, Chordata, Actinopteri, Cypriniformes, Cyprinidae. The record is from RefSeq and is a predicted model, not a curated record.
UAACAUUUUAAUACAGCUCAUUCUAGGCACUCGAAGACGUCACGCCGUAAAAACUCCAUUUCCCAUAAGCCAGUUGCCGGAAGUGGAGUCCGUUGGAGCGGAAGUGGAGGAGUUGUUUGUUAGCAACAGUCGCCGUGGUCCGUGUGACGCGUUUGAAUCGUCUGAAUGAUGUUUGCUCGUGCUGAUGAGACAGCUGGAGAUAUUCCUGUGAAGGACAUCACUGUCAACCCGAGUGGAGCAGCCACAUUGCCUGAGGCCCUACUGUCUCAUAAUAUCAGAGAGAGACAGAAUGUGUCUAAAUUCAGCAAGGAGGAGCUGGAGGACAAAUUUCUACGGCUGCAGGAUGAAAACCUCACACUUAAACAACAUGCAUGCAAACAAGAAGACAAGAUCCGCAGGAUGGCCACCAAGUUGAUUCGUCUGGUGAAGGACCGCAAGCAGAGCGAGGGCGGUCGAGAUGUUGAGAUGGAGGAGAUGAUGGAGGAGCUGCAGGAGAAGGUUCAGGAGCUGGAGAAACAGAACGAAGGGCUCAAGCGGCGGCUGUUAGCAGCCAAACAGCAGCUGCAGGUGCAGAACCGCCGGCACACUCCCUACAGCCACAUCCAACCACGCAUCAACUCCGGCCUCCGCAGACUCACAGACGACAUGCCCAUGGCAUCGCCAUCACGACCACACACUCCCAAAGCAGGUAUCAGGCAUGUUGAAGGGGACAUGAGUGCAAAACCACCCCAGGGUUUGUUGCCCCGCUAUGGACACAGUCUGCUGGAUGAGGCCCGUGCUGAAAUCCGCAACCUAGAGAAUGUGAUUGAGAGCCAGCUAGCUCAGAUGGAGGAGAUGGAGAGAUCAGCGGAGAUGCUGAGAGAUCAACUGAAGAGGAAAGAGAGAGAGUUUGAAGAAUCACUCCUCCAGAUGAGAGAGCAUCAGGCCAGCGGACAGAGGUUAACUAUAAAGGAUAAUGUGGAGAUGAUCAAACUACAGAAGCUGUUGUCUGAGAGAGCAAACACACUCACAGUGCUGGAGGGCAGAUUUCUACAGCAACAGGAGAGUAUGAAGACUCUGAAGGCCAGUCAUGAUGCAGCGCUGGUGAAGGUGGAUGAAGUGAGCCGACAGCUGAAGGAGGAGAGACUGAAGAGUUUGCAGCUGGAGACACAGAUUCAGACCAGAGCUCUGGACCAGAGACACACACAAGAGUUACAAGAGAGAAUCCAAGAUUUGGAGAAGGAGAGAGACUUGCUCAAGGAAAACUGUGAUAAAUUAGUGAAAAGUGUGUUUGAUGUGAGUCAGGAGCAGAAAUGGAAGACGAGAGAACAGCAGCUCAAACUACAGGUGGCCCAGCUGGAGAUGGCAUUAAAGUCCGACCUCGCUGAUAAAAACCAGAUCCUGGAUAAGAUCAAGGCAGAGAGAGAUUUAAAUGAAAAACUGAUGCAAGAAAACAGGGAACUUCAGCUGCGUUAUCUCGAGCAGAAACAACAACUGGAUGAAAUUAAAGAGCGCAUGAAGUUCUUUACCAAGGAAAGUGAAAUAGAUGCAGCUGAACUCAGUGAAGCCCUCAUGCUUAUAAAGGUUCGUAGGAUUCAGAAGAGUGGAGAGCUUGGAUUUCUGGAGAAGGUGGAGGAAGAUGUGAAAGUGGAUGUGGAGCGAUCUUUGAGGGAACUGCAGGCCACUCAUGCUGAGACCGUCCAAGAGCUGGAGAAGACCAGGAACAUGCUCAUCAUCCAACACAAGAUCAAUAAAGACUAUCAGGCUGAGGUUCAAGCUGUCACUCGUGUGAUGGACGAUCUGAAACUUGAAUAUGAAUUGAAGUCGGAGAAGCUGGCUCAGCUUCUGGACAUGAGAGCUGCCAAGAUAAAGAAACUUGAAGCCCAGCUGAAAGACAUUGCAUAUGGAACCAAGACCCAUGUGUUCAGACCUGAUGUGACCAGCAAUGGUGUUACAGAUGAGUUUGAUGAAAGCCUCCGCUUGGCUCGAGGCGAGAACCUUCUGGAAAUUCACUUGGGGAGAGCGCAGUUCUCUCCUGAAGCUGUAGAGAGUCUAAAGGACAAAGAUCCAUCCACCUUCUGCACAUACGCCUUCUAUGACUUUGAGCUGCAGUCCACAGCUGUGGUUCGAGGUGCCCAUCCAGCGUACGGCCUCACGUCUCAGUAUCUCAUGAGGGUGGACGAUCUCUUCUUGAACUAUCUCCACAGCAGCUCAGUUACGGUGGAGGUUCAGCUCGCUGAGGGCUUGAGCUUCUGCACGGUGGCUGCUGGUCAGCUCAGGUUAAAUCAGUUGCUGGAACGAGAUGGGAAGGUGUUUGGCACCAUUCAGUUAGUCGGUGUAACAGAUGAGAUCCAGGUGUUUGGUGCUCUAGAGUACUGGCUCAAACUCAGGGUUCCUAUGGAACAAGCCAUUCGCCUUUAUAAGGAGAGAGUCAAAGCUCUUGGUUACCUCAACACAAGCAUGAGGGACAGCCAGGCUUUAUCUGUUCCGGUCCCUAGUUGCCCAUCAUUGAUGGAUGGGGAUCUAAAUGAACUAAACAUCACCAUACACUCCUGCUGUGAUCUCAGAUCCAGAGGUCCUCACACCCAACCCAGCCCCUACAUCAUCUACAAACUCUACGACUUCCCUGACCAUGAUACUCCAAUCAUAUCCUCCACCAAUGAGCCGCAGUUUGAAGAUCACAUGGUCUUCCCGGUGGCCAUGAACUCUGACCUCGAUGUGCUCCUGAGGUCAGAGGCUCUGGUGUUUUAUGUGUUUGAUGAUUUGGAUGUUGAGAACCAGCUGUAUCUGGGGAAGGCCAGAGUACCGCUCAUCUCGCUGGCUCACGAUAAAACCAUCACUGGUAUGUUUGAGCUCACAGACCCUGAGGGACUUCCAAGCGGCCAAAUCAGUGUGACUUUGCAAUGGAAGUUCACGUACCUUCCUCCAACAUCCUCGGCUAUCACCACACAACAGACCACGAUCACUGGCAGAAUGACACCGGAGAGACAGACAGAGACACAACUGAUGACCAAAGACCCUCCACUAAUACCUCAGCCCACUGUUUCUGAGGCUCCAAUGCCCAAACCCAGGCAGCGAACUCUACCAAAAUCAACUACUAAAAGAGUUUCUUUUGUGGAUGUUACAGAGCUUGAAAAACAGAUGGAGCAGACUACAGCCUCUGAUGAAGGUGAUGAUGAAGAGCCGAAAUCAUCUGUGACCCCUGCACCAAAGACCGUCAUAGUGCUGGAAGCAGGAGAGGCCACUGCAGUCAGUGAGGAAGAGGAUGAGGAAGAGUCUCAUUUCUCUGAGGGUCAGGUGAUCACCGCCAGUUCUCAGUCUGAUGAGUCUGAGAUUUCUGAGGAGCUGCAAGAGCCACUAACAGAUGUACAGGGUGAGGAUGAUGACAGCGAUGACUGCAUCGUUCCUGCUCAGAGCUCACAGCAUAAAAAACAGCCGUCCGAGUGCAUUCGUGUGGAGAUCGUUUCUAUGAGUCUGAAGCCAGGCUCAAGAGUGGCGGAAGACAGUGCAAUUGUCCGACUGUUUGUGGAGUACUCUUUCCUGGGCCUGCCAUCAGUCGAGACCCCACUGUCUCUAAAGAAACCUCUGCCUGGACACAGCGUCUCCUACAACUUCAGCAAUGUGAUCCAUGUGGAUAAGGAGAGUAACCAGUCCAGACGGCAAACUCUAAGGGCAGUGCUGGAGGGCCGGAAAAGACAACUUGAGCAUAUAAAAUUCACGAUGGUGAGUGACCCUCCUGAAGAGGAGGAGCAGGACGAGGAGUGUGAGGAUGUGGGCGUGGCCUAUCUGCGUAUUCUCGAUAUUAUGGAGAAACACCGAGACAUGAAGGACGUCAGCCUCAACAUUGUGGACGUUCAGGACAGCAGUGAAGUUAUUGGCCAUCUAGUUGUGACCGUCGAAGCUCUGGAGGCUCUAACAUCCAUCAUGAAAGAUCCAGAGCGUGAUCAACCUCUAACUACACUUGCUUAAUUGACCAAAACCAAUGAUUUAUUUUUUCCAAUUGUGGAAUAUUAAAUGUUCCUUAAAUCAUUUUCGUUUUUAAUUAGAUACACCAAAACGAAGUUAAAUGUAAUGCAUGGGGCGGUCCGUUUGGUUUUAAACGCUACAGACGGUAUAACAUAUGGGAACAAAACAGUCCUUUAUGUAAACGCCAUCACGCGGCUUUGAUCCCUUACGGUGUGAAAUCAUAUCCUACUGUUUCUCUUUAUGGCCUCCAGUGUUGCGUUUGAUGGAGCGCUGAUGUUUAGACCUUUAAUAACUUUGCUUAAUGAAAAGGCUGUUAAGCCUCAUUAGGCAGCUCUGUGGCAGGCGGCGAUAUUUUAUUGAAGGUGCGAAAUGAAAUCUAACUGGAUUUAAUGGGAUUAAAUCAAGCUCUUUAAAAUGCUAAUGCAGAUUUUCACGCGUGUCGAGCUGUGGCGCUCGCGCAGACACUUCUUCUGUUUUGGUGUGUGCGAUUGAAUGUGAAAUGUUACUGUUAUCUGCACUGCAGAUCAUUUGAUAUUUUCUUUAUAGGUCUGCAUAUGAGAGUACAAUUCUGAUUAUUUAGUAUAUUUUGUAGAGAUGUAGAUGCUUUAUUUUGAAUGUACCUUUGUAGACAG